GGUAGCUAGCGCUUCGUUACCAGCACAGUUUACAUACAGCAACCGAAGUGUUUUGAACUAUCCAGAGGGGAUUUAUUGGAUAAAUAAUUUCUCGUACGCGUAGAUGAAAACAUUAACGAAAUUUACGGUAUAUAGUUGUACAACUUUAGCGCAAGAUAAGUGCUUAUAUUGGACAUUUAACGUUAAUGUUAGUUAGCUAACAGUUUCUGUUAAACCUAGCUAACGUUAGCAACAAGUCUGGGACAUCAGCUACACUGUGUUUACCAGCCCGAGCUUAAUGUAAACUUUUUGUUUUGUCGCCAACGUGACACUACAGUAUCGCAAAUAAUGUGUAUGCGACAUUUAUAAAUUAAAAAAAUGUCACUGGAAGCUGUAUGUAAACUUUAAUGCAACUUGAACGAGCUUUCGUAAAGCUGGCCAGUCACAUGCACAUCUGUGCUUAUCUCCUGAUAACUAAGCAAAUGAAUGCUAACUGACUCAUCUGCUGCCUACGCUACAGAGUAUGAUAAACACAAUGCCCUGACAGUGCGCUCCGUUUGUAGGAAUUAACGACUUUCAGUAAGUGAAUAGUGAGUUCAUCAGCUGUUCGCCAUGGCAAGUGCCUUAGCAGCGAAAAUGGGAUUUAACUCAUUGAUGAGAAAACAAGCCAGAAACUUCAACGUCAGGAUCUGCACGAUGGAGUCAGACAUGGAGUUCAGCUGCGAGUUCAAGUGGAAAGGAAAGGACCUUUUUGACUUGGUGUGCCGGACUCUGGGACUGAGGGAGACGUGGUUUUUCGGGCUCCGGUACAACGCCAAGGACACAGUUGCUUGGCUGAAAAUGGAAAAGAGGGUUCUGGAUCAGGAGAUACCGAAGGAGGAACCAAUCACCUUUCACUUCCUGGCCAAGUUUUACCCUGAAAAUGCAGAGGAGGAGCUGGUGCAAGAUAUAACACAGCAUCUCUUCUUCCUUCAGGUGAAGAAGAAGAUCCUUGAGGAGGAGAUUCACUGUCCACCUGAGGCCUCUGUGCUGCUGGCCUCCUACGCUGUUCACGCCAAGUAUGGAGACUACGAUCCUAGUGUUCACAAACCUGGCUUCUUGGCUGAGGAGGAGCUGCUGCCAAAGAGGGUGAUUAACUUGUACCAGAUGACUGCAGAAAUGUGGGAGGAGAGAAUCACAGCAUGUUAUGCAGAGCACAGGGGCAGGACAAGGGAUGAAGCUGAGAUGGAGUAUUUAAAAAUAGCUCAGGACCUGGACAUGUAUGGCGUCAAUUACUUUUUAAUCAGGAAUAAAAAGGGAACAGAUCUUCUUCUGGGAGUGGACGCCCUGGGUCUGCACAUCUACGAGCCGGACAACAGGCUGACACCCAAGUGCUCCUUCCCUUGGAAUGAGAUCCGCAACAUCUCCUACAGCGACAAGGAGUUUACCAUCAAACCUCUGGACAAGAAAACCAAUGUUUUCAAGUUCAACUCUUCACGGCUGAGAGUCAACAAGUUGAUCCUCCAGUUGUGUAUAGGGAACCAUGACCUGUUUAUGCGCCGGCGCCGGGUGGACUCACUUGAGGUGCAGCAGAUGAAGUCUCAGGCCAGAGAGGAGAGGGCCAGAAAACAGGUAGAGAGGCAGCGUCUGCAAAGGGAGAAGCAGCUGCGUGAGGAGGCAGAGAGAGCCAGGGAUGAGCUGGAAAGGAGACUGAUUCAGCUGCAGGAUGAGGCUCACAUGGCUAAUGACGCAUUGCUGCGUUCAGAGCAGACGGCGGACCUGCUGGCUGAAAAGGCCCAGAUCGCGGAGGAGGAGGCUAAGCUGCUGGCCCAGAAAGCUGCCGAGGCCGAGACAGAGAUGCAACGCAUCAAAGUGACUGCCAUCCGUGGCCAGGAGGAACGGAGGCUCAUGGAGCAGAAGAUGCUGGAGGCAGAGAUGCUGGCCCUCAAGAUGGCCGACGAAUCGGAGAGGAGGGCCAAGGAGGCUGAGCAGCUGAAACAGGACCUGCAGGAAGCCAGGGAGUCAGAGCGCAGGGCAAAGCACAAGCUGCUGGAGAUUACCAGCAGGGCUGUCUAUGCGUCCCCAGGACUGGCACCUGACAGCAUGCCGCCCGACCUGAGCUUCAGCAGGGAGAACCUCAGCUUUGAUUUUAAAGAUACCGACAUGAAACGCCUCUCCAUGGAGAUUGAGAAAGAGAAGGUAGAGUACAUGGAGAAGAGCAAGCACCUGCAGGAGCAGCUGAAUGAGCUGAAGACAGAGAUUGAAAGUCUGAAGAUGAAGGAGAGGGAGACUCCUCUGGACAUCAUUCACAACCAGAACACUGAGCAGGGGACCAGCAAGCACAGCAACUUUAAAAAGCUUACACUACAGAGCACCAAGACCAGGGUGGCCUUCUUCGAGGAGCUCUAAACUAAAUAUCUGUAAAGGUGAGGAUGCACAACUGCCAAGAGCCUCACGACUCUACAUUCCUGGUCAGUUUAAAUGAUUGACCACACUACAGGAGCUGAUGCUCCACUUCCUGGGAAACCACUAAGAAAACACAAAGAAAUGACCACUGCCUUCGUCUGCACCAACUCCAGGGGCCUCGUGUGUACGCACAAACAAGGAUACAUGCAUAAUGUUGCUGCACUAAAUCCCCGAUUCAUGAAAAAUUGAGUGUGUGUUUACAGUAAGAGUGUGUGGAAUACAGCACAUUCUCCACAAAUAUUUUGAAGUGAACUUUGGUGUGGGUUUUAUUAGAGUCAAAGAACAAAGGUAAACGAUGCAGAGAGAAAUCAAAAUGGUCUUUGACUGCUGCGGUUCCACUGUGGCUCUAAUGAGACAGUAUUUGUGGAGUUCAGGAUGGUUAUUAUAUCAUGUUUAAAUGGGAUGACCUACAUUAUUUGACUGCCGAGCUGUUUUGAAAUUCAAAUAGGAAUAAAACACUAAGGGAUAACGUUGAACGAGAAAAUGAAUUGAUUAUAUGGCUGAUAUGCUGUCCUUACCUUAAUAUCAAAUAUGUGAUAUCGAAUAGUUACAGGCAGCAAAACACUGUGUUGUCCUGGACUGCCUUGUACUUGCCUUUUACAGAUUAUUUGAUUCAUAAUGGCAACAAAUUCCUGUAUGUAUUAUUUUUUUACUUAAAGGAAUACAAAACCACCUAAAUUAUCAUUUGUGUAUCAAUAAGUCACCCUGUGUUAUGUUGAAUUCAUGAAGAAAUCUUUUUCUUGCCUGCCCCAGGUGAACGAAGAAUCCAAAUACGGAGAAAAUUCUUGAUAAAUUGAAGUCGACAACAGCAAAACUAUAUCAAAACAUCAGUUUACAAACUCUCACAACUUGUGCAGAAUAAUUCAAGUCUCAUUUAUCAAGUUGUAUGCUUAGUACUUCCCAAACAGACAAACCUUUCUGUCGGGGAACUGAACGAAAAGUAAAACUUUUCAAUGCUCCGACAGACUCUGUUUACAAAAACGGUAAUUUUACUUCACUGAACACAGGAGCUGCUGGUCUACCACUGCCUCGAUCAGUUAGUCAGGUUAUGUUAAGCCCAGUUCAGACCAAAGAUUCGCGACAAGACGAGUUGAAACAAGCAAUUAAUUGCAACACGCCAUUCUGCAACGUUCUAAAAACCUUCUGGUUCACACCAAUGCAACUAGAUGAGAUGGUGUAUCAUCUCUAUGCAACAACUCUCUGUACUUCUGUUCUGAUUUCCAGCUUUUCAGGCUUAUUUUGUGGCUGAAUAUAAUUUGUAGCUACUUAGAAUAUGAAUGAGGAUAGUUACUGGCUACUAGGGCUGAGCGACAUAACGACUGUCGUUUGUAUCGAUAAAGCGUCAAGUUGCGUUACAUAGAGCAUACCAGUGUGCAUCUGUCCUCUCAGCUCUGCCCCACUCACUCAUUCACAAGUUCUCCAGCAACACUCAGAGAGACACAGAGCUGCUCCUCUCUUUAAUCUGUCCGUUAAUUACAGUGCCACAUCGGUCUAUAUGUUGCACAUGCUACGCUAAAUCAGUCCGUGAGAUGAAUGAAAUGACUGCAGCACACGUGCAAUCCAGUGCUGCGUUACUAGUUUGUGUGUGAGGUGGAUCAUAGCAUGUCGCUGUUCUUCUAGGUAGUUGUCGUCUAAUGUGUGACAUGGAGACAGUGCCUGGAUGCAGGCGACAGAUCUGUUUUAAAAAAUGCAGCGACAGCACAGACAUUUUAUAUACAAGAUGUAUAUAACACGGACAAAGUGUCUCACUCCUUCCCUCCCUCUGCCUCUCUGUUGAUGCUCUGUGCAUAAAUAAGAUUAAUGGCCUACAUAAAUAGAAACAUUUAAAUCAUUUUCCAGCACUUGAUUCAUUUGAAAGGCCAACAGAUGGAAAACAACUUUUUAAUUCCCCCACAAAUAUUUCUAAUUGUUCCAAACUCCAGUGGAUUUAGACCUACCUGAUACUUUUAUAGUCAUGUUAUAGGCAUAAACACAAACAGCUAGCAGCAGCAGCAGCAGCAGCAGCAGCUACCCAUCAUCUGACACCGACAACCCAUGAGGAUGGAAACAGAGGGAUUGGUGGGGACAGACGUAUAGACGUAUACCUUCUGUGAUCAUUCUAACUUGACCAGCAGUCUUCACUACAAGCCGAUUGGCUGUAGAAACAGGUGACAUGCUUUAUGUUCUAAAACCAGCAACCAGAGAGAGAUUUGACCAGCUGAGUUGCAGGUGACAUCAUCAGCUGCCUUGAGUCGAGCUCAGACACCGCUGCAACUUUUCUCUGCAACGUUCUAAAACAGUUUUGUCUCGUCCCAAGUCUAUGGUCUGUCACACAGUAACACAAACUACUGAUUGUGAUACAGUUUUGCUGUUGUUAAACGUGAAACUUUAUGACUUCAAUUCAUUAUGAAAUUGUCUCAGUGUUUGGAUUCUUCUUUCACUGCAGGCAUACGAAUAACAACACAGGGUGAGUAAUUGAUGUACAAAUGGUCAUUUGGGGGUGACGUACUUCUCCAAUACCUCCAUGCUGCCUUAAUUUUUUUGUUUCAAUGAAAUGAUUAAAUAACAUAUUGAAUUUUAAAGCAGUAAAAAUGAGGCAUUUCUUUGCCAUGAUACAUUUAAACAGCCAUUUAUUACUAAUGGCUGGAGUCGAUGGGCUGUGCAGGAUAUUAAGCGUCUUCUCGACACAAAAAUCCACUUCUGUGAUUUAUAACAAGCAGUUUGUAUCGGUUGUGUUGUGUGAGCAGUGUUUUUUAAAUCUCUGAAUUUGUGUCCAUGUUUGUGGUUUUAUGCAACUUUUUUAUGGUGAAUGUAACAAAGUGUUGUACAUGAGGCCUUCGGACCUGCGUUUACAUCGUGUAUGCACACAGAAGUCAUGUUACAUAUCUGUUGCUGCCUCACAAGCAGGUGAUUAGGAAGUCCUCCUUACACAAGGCAGCGAGUGCACUACGCUCUGCUCUCGAAGGUGAAGAGAUGAUCGUUUGUAAUAGGCCGUUCUUAGAAUUCAAACUGGAUGAAGGAAAUGUGAUUCCUGGAUGUGAGCUUGUGUCACAUCCAUCUCUUUUUUUUUUUGUGAAGACAACCACUUUUUCGAAACAUGAAUUUGCAUCUAUUUUGAAUUAAUGUGUCGUUUUGAAUUAAUGUGUUCUUUCCCUUUGAAAGCAAUUUAUUUUGGGGAGAAUUAUAAUGUGAAGAAAAUAUAUAUUUUUUUCUUCUUGUCUACAUUUAACAAGGAUAGUACGCAGUAUUUAAAAUGAAACUUUGGGUGAAGUUACAGUACCUUUUACUACUAAAUGUACAUUUUGACAGAAACAUUGUACCAGAUAUGUUCAGCAUGUAAAAUAAAAUGAAUAUCAG
Epinephelus moara (kelp grouper) is the source of this 5760-nucleotide messenger RNA. It is a transcript of the gene nf2a, whose product is annotated as NF2, moesin-ezrin-radixin like (MERLIN) tumor suppressor a. Gene Ontology annotation, molecular function: cell adhesion molecule binding; actin binding. The record is from RefSeq and is a predicted model, not a curated record. The coding region runs from base 592 to 2367 and encodes 591 amino acids. Gene Ontology annotation, cellular component: adherens junction; apical part of cell; plasma membrane. Gene Ontology annotation, biological process: regulation of gliogenesis; regulation of cell shape; positive regulation of early endosome to late endosome transport. The transcript has 16 exons. NCBI's taxonomy places the organism in Eukaryota, Metazoa, Chordata, Actinopteri, Perciformes, Serranidae.